Messenger RNA from Trypanosoma cruzi, 345 nucleotides. RefSeq lists its product as uncharacterized. The coding region runs from base 1 to 345 and encodes 114 amino acids. The record is from RefSeq and is a predicted model, not a curated record. The transcript has a single exon. NCBI's taxonomy places the organism in Eukaryota, Euglenozoa, Kinetoplastea, Trypanosomatida, Trypanosomatidae.
AUGAAUUGCCCACGUACUCUUUUUUUUUCACUACUUCUAAUAUUUUUGUUGGUAAUGUUUACAACCGUUCAUGGUGCAGCUGGUGAUGAUGGCAGGGAUACAUCUGAUACGGAGGGCGAUGAUGAUUCUUUAUUCAAAUAUCUUGAAAUGCUUGAGGUAAGUGACCUACGGCAGAUGUUACAUGAGAAGAAGCAACCGUUUCAUCAUUUACGAUCCAAACAGGAACUUAUUCAUGCCAUCAUAACAUUAGAAAAGAAGGAGAAGCUUGUUGAAAAAUUAAGGCGACGACGAGACACAAAGGCAAGCAGACCGCAUGUACUCCGUGUGGAAUAUUGUUCCGGAUGA